CAUUGUAAACAAGACAAAUUUUGACGUAUUUGUAAUAAAAUAUAUUAAUAUUUAAACGUAUUAAAAUCACAUUUUCGGUAAACAUCUUUAUCCAAAUUUAAAGUUAAACAGUGUUAUAUUCAAUGGAGGAGGUACAGCGGCAUUCGGUACACACGCUGGUAUUUCGCUCAUUAAAGCGAACCCACGAUUUCUUUGUAGCCAAUCAAGCUUUGCUCCCAGAAAUGGACGAAAAAUUAGAGAAAAUGAAAUUCUCAAUUAAAGCACGCGAUUCUUAUGGAUUGGUUUUCGAUCGUACAGCCAAAGCCAAGAAUGUCGUGGUUAAACGAACUGAAAGUGGAAGACAAGAAUUGGCAUCUCAUCCGGCACAGGAUAAUGUGCUAGCGAUCACCGCAGAUGGCGAAAACGAACAGAUAAAUGCUCAAACAGCGUUGAUCCCUGUGGCGACUUCGAAUUCGCAAAAUUCAUCGUCGAACACUGUUCAAAUCCUUCCGAAGAAAGCACCGACAAUACCGAAACCUAAGUGGCAUGCACCUUGGAAACUAAUUCGAGUAAUUUCUGGUCAUUUAGGAUGGGUACGAUGUGUUGCAGUCGAGCCAGGUAAUGAAUGGUUUGCAACAGGUGCAGCCGAUCGGGUUAUUAAGGUUUGGGAUUUGGCAAGCGGAAAAUUGAAGCUUUCGUUAACCGGUCACGUAAGUACGGUUCGGGGUCUGUGCGUCAGUCCUCGUCAUCCGUAUCUGUUCAGCUGUGGCGAAGAUCGGCAGGUUAAAUGUUGGGAUCUGGAAUACAAUAAGGUCAUUCGACAUUACCAUGGUCAUCUGUCUGCUGUAUACACUAUGGCGUUACAUCCGACGAUUGAUGUUUUAGUUACGGCUGGUAGAGACUCAACGGCUCGUGUUUGGGACAUGAGGACAAAGGUCAACGUUCAUACUUUGACAGGGCACACUAACACAGUGGCAAGUGUAGUUUGCCAAGCGGCAAAUCCGCAGAUUAUAACAGGAAGCCACGACUCAACCGUCCGUUUGUGGGACCUGGCUGCAGGAAAGAGCAUGUGCACGUUGACUAAUCACAAAAAGAGUGUUCGUAGUAUAGUUCUGCAUCCUUCACUGUACAUGUUUGCCUCUGCUUCACCAGAUAACAUUAAACAGUGGCGCUGUCCGGAGGGCAAUUUUAUUCAAAACCUGAACGGCCACAACGCCAUAGUGAACUGCAUGGCCGUCAAUCCAGAAGGCGUUCUGGUGUCUGGUGGUGACAAUGGAACUAUGUUUUUCUGGGACUGGCGUACCGGGUACAACUUUCAAAGAUUUCAGGCUGCCGUCCAACCGGGCUCAAUGGACAGCGAGGCAGGUAUUUUCUCCAUGACGUUCGAUAUGUCCGGCUCGCGGUUGAUUACGACCGAGGCGGAUAAAACCAUUAAAAUUUACAAAGAGGAUGACGAGGCUUCGGAAGAGUCGCAUCCAGUGAACUGGCGACCGGAAAUUAUUAAGCGAAGAAAGUAUUAGGUGACAAGCAUAAUUAUUCAUAUUUUCUUAUUGAAAUUAAAGCAAUAAUUGAAAAACA
Topomyia yanbarensis is the source of this 1557-nucleotide messenger RNA. RefSeq names its product pleiotropic regulator 1 (gene Tango4). The transcript is spliced from 3 exons. The coding region runs from base 123 to 1499 and encodes 458 amino acids. Gene Ontology annotation, cellular component: catalytic step 2 spliceosome; precatalytic spliceosome; Prp19 complex. Lineage: Eukaryota; Metazoa; Arthropoda; Insecta; Diptera; Culicidae. Gene Ontology annotation, molecular function: protein binding. Gene Ontology annotation, biological process: mRNA splicing, via spliceosome. The record is from RefSeq and is a predicted model, not a curated record.